Haemonchus placei is the source of this 298-nucleotide messenger RNA. NCBI's taxonomy places the organism in Eukaryota, Metazoa, Nematoda, Chromadorea, Rhabditida, Trichostrongylidae. The record is from the annotation of a GenBank genome assembly.
CUUAUUAGGCUUCUCGGACCCUAGGAUUUUCUGUUUAUCUGAAUCCCUCAGAUUCCAGAGUUUACGACUAUGCUCUGCUUCUGCUGGUACGUAUCAACCGCUGCCCAUCGACCCUACAUGGGCAAAAAUGGCGAAGAAGGCUAUGAAAGGAAAAGAUCCGGAUAAACUGAUUUGGCACACUCCUGAAGGAAUCGAUAUCAAACCGCUCUACCUAAGGGAAGAUCGGAAAUGCGACGAGCACAGAGAAAUCGAGGUUUGUCACACGGAAAAUGUUAUGUUAACAAGAUCUUCGAGAUAG